CAUUCACUAUCUGUUUGGCUGUAGUCUUCGCUGGUCAUCGUUGAAUAGCCAGUCGUUAUGUAAAGCGCAGAAUUCUACUCCACAUUUGAAGUGCACAGUUGGAGUGCGUCUCUCGGCGAGACGAGAAGUGAUUUUCAACAUGAAAGCGAUCAUCGCCGUAUGUGCGUUCGCUGUGCUGCUUCUGCUGGUCAGCAAAGCGGAAGGCGUAAACCUGGUGGCGUACAUUUCGCACCGAGGACUUCACGGAGAAAUCAGCUUCUCGCAGCACGACGAGCGGCAAGUGUUAAUUGCUUCCGAGCUCGAGACGACGCUACAGUACCCGGACCAGGCAUGGAGCUGGGCCGUCCAUCAACUGCCCGUCGAUUAUACCGUCAUCGAUCCGCGGGAUCGCUGCGACAUUGCGCGGCUGGGCGAACAACUGUGGUCGUUCGAUGAUGACCUUGGUUAUUUGAUGCUGCCGGGCAAUGAGUCAACCAGUUGGUUGAACACCAUUUCCCUCACCGGUGAGAAGGGCCUUUGGGGUAAAUCGUUGGUGCUGCACGAUCCGAACGCAAAUGUGCGCAUCUGCGCAACGAUCACGACUCGCGAUGGCUCCGAGGAUCAUUUGGCCGAGGCACGCUUCACCAGCCCGAUAACGGGCUCCAUCUACUUCCGUUGGCUGGCGGCCAAAGAGACGAACCACUCGGACACACUCAUCUACUCCAAUCUGUUCCACAUCCGCGAUCAGUCUCGCAAAAUGGGUGAUCCCGAGUCAACCGAGCAUGCCUGGAAGAUCUACGUGACGGACAUUUUCGAGAGUGAUGCCCAGAAUGCGGAAGAUAACUGCAACAAACUGCAGCUUGUGUUUGAUCCACAGAACCGCGGGGUGGACAAGGCAAUCGGUGACAUCGAUAGCCGGGUUGGGCCACUCCGGAUAAGCACCAGCUCGCAGCGAAGAAAGUUUCCGCAGUUGUUUAACGACCGGCAGCUGGUGCUACUGCCGAGCGAUUUGUACGGACCGUCGCGAAAGCUGUACGUGGUGGUGUUCGAUCCCAGUCACCCCGAUACGUUUCUGGCUUGUGCUAAAAUCCGGCACCACAAACCACUGACCGCACGGGCCCUGGUGGAUGGAGGUGGAAUGCGUGGGGAGAUACGGUUCACGCAGCGGUCACGCUUCGAACCGACUUGGAUCCAUGCCAACUUUGCGUCCACCGCCAACGAUACGUUCGGUAACGAGAACUACGCCAAAGAUGUCGCUAGCUUCAGUGUGAACCAACUGCCGCUGCAGGCAUACGCGGCCCCAAAUCCGGACUACUGCCGCACGUCCGGUGAAACCUUCAAUCCGGCUAGCGUUCCGCAACCAUCGAUACCACCGGCCGGGUAUGGGACGCAGGAUCAGUAUCCGAUUGGUGAUCUCAGUGGGAAGCUGUUGAAUCGGAAUAAAAAGGAACCACAUGCUCCGUUCCUUCCGGGUCAGAGUGCGGAACUAUCGGGGCUGUACUGGGACACGUUCCUGCCGCUGCAGGGACCACACUCGAUCCUUCAUCGUACCUUCACCGUACACCGGUACAACCGGACGCAACCCACGAACGUAACGGAAAUGCCAUGGGCUUGCGGAACGAUUGCGUUGUAUGAAACGAAUCGACCGUACCAAGUGCCGAUCCUUUCGGCGCAAGUGCUGUUCCGGUAUCCGAUCGUCGGUCGUAUUCUGUUCCGUCAGCCAAAGGAUGAACCGUGGGCCGAUACGGCCGUCAUCUUCGAGUACCUGAUUCAUGCCGAUGGAUCGACGAUCAACAACACGGCCAACCAUCGGUGGGCCAUCACUAACGAGCCACCGGGGAAAGAUUUUUACGAUUGGCAGAACCGCUGUGUUAGCACCGGACCCGUCUACAAUCCGUUCAAGGCGGCCGCCUUGAUGGGCAAACAGUGGGAUGAGGUUUGUACUGGACGAUCGCAUGAGCUGUGUCGGUUGGGUGAUCUCUCGAAUCGCUUGGGACUGCUCGACAUCGCUGGUAAUAAGGGGGAAGCGUCGCAGAUCAGUCGUAAGAUGUUUGUGGAUCAGAAUCUUCCGCUGAGUGGAAGCUCGAGCAUUAUUGGACGAUCCGUUGUGAUAUUUGACGAUAAUGGACCGAAGGCCCGUGGCGAGCGGUUAGCAUGCUCGGUAGUUGGAGGCUAUCAUCGAAGGAAGGCUGUCGCCAGAGAUUGGUACUCGAACGGUGAUCCACUGACGAUCAAGGGCAAAAUGGAAAUGGUCCAACAAUCGGAGUACGAUCUUACCAACGUUGAGGUUGAUUUUAAGGGUUUGGACAAGAACAGCGGCUAUCAUGUGCACGUAGCUCCCGUUGAAGGUGAUCUGGAGUUCCCGUGUGAAGAUUCCACAGUUUAUGGACACUGGAAUCCGCGUGAAGUCGACCCGAAGAGAUCCCCUCAGCCAGCGCUUGGUAGUACGGAUCAGUACGAGAUCGGUGAUCUGAGUGGCAAGUUUGGAACGCUGGAUGGUGUCACGAUGUACGAGCAGGCGUACAACGACACGCGAUUGCCACUGUUUGGGUACGAGAGUGUUAUCGGUCGCUCGAUUGUGGUGCAUAAGAAGGAGAAGUCACGGCGAUGGGCUUGCAGUACGCUGGAAAGGGGUUACAGUCCGAGUGAGGCGCGUGAAAUUCGUGCAAUCGCUUCGUUCCACCAUCCGGCGGGGUACGCUUACGGGUACAUACGCUUCACGCAGCUCAUCGGUAAUGAUAACAGUCAGAGUGAUACAAUCAUCGAGGUGAAGCUGCGUUAUCCUGGAAAGCAUGACCGUAACGUGACCCACAAUCACAGCUGGAACAUAUGGGUUAACCCGGUCGGAGUGGAUGCUACGGUGCCGCAGGUCGAGACAAGGUGUGUGGCCGCAGGAUACGUGUGGAACCCUUACUAUACUCAGCUGGCCGAUCCGUUGAACCACGACCUGUAUCGAAGGGAAUGCGGUCCCGAUAAUCCUCUCCGGUGCUACGUUGGCGAUGUGUCCGCUCGCCUAGGACCGAUCUCGAUCGGAAGCCGACGACAGGUGUUUACGGAUAGCAACUUCCCGCUGGAAGGCACCGUGAGUGCGUUGGGCCGAUCGAUCGUCAUUUUUGGGCCAGAUUUCUCUGGUCAUCGAUUCGCUUGCGCUAACAUCGAACCCGAUCAUGAUAUCGUAAAGUACAUCAACCUCAAGAAACCUCCGCGUUUCGUGGUGGCACAGUUCCUGGAGGAUGUGCGCCACGUGAUGGGACUGCCGGAGUGGAUGUUGGCGAUCGACUCGCGGAACACCAAGCCGCUACACAAUGAUGCCUGCAUUCAAAUUCUCAUUCACUUCAAGGGUCCCAGUGCGCAUAAGAUAGAGCAGGAUUUUUCCCGUCUGCUGGCAGUGGGUCGGCUGGAUUCACCGAGUAUCUACAUUCCGGGGUAUGAUAACAGCAAGCGUAAGCGUACCCUGUCCUACCGGACCUGCGGUGUGCGCGAUCCGAACGAAAAGAACGUGAAGGUCCUGUUUGGCAGUGGGGCAGGGCGGAAGCAGAUCGGUGGCACCGGAAUACUCAUUUCAUUGUUCUGUUUGUUGACGUUACCAACGUUUGAUAUUAUACGGCGCUUUAUUCAUUAGACAGGGAAAGCGGCUUUGAAACGUGAUUAGAUUAGGUUCCUAUAGACAGGGCACGUGUGUUAGAUACGGAAAACCGUCCCUCUUUAGAGAGUAGGGAAUGAAUAAAAACCAUGAAUCAGAUUCAUCACAUAAAAAGCAUUAUUUGAAGAACUAAAUGAACUGGUUUUAGCCGAAUUCAUUGAUGCAGCUGCUCUAUGAACGCGUACCAACGUGGGUUCAAAUCCCUCGAUUAGAAAGUACUCCUUCCGGUUGUCUCAU
Anopheles aquasalis is the source of this 3859-nucleotide messenger RNA. It is a transcript of the gene Rsod, whose product is annotated as superoxide dismutase family protein Rsod. Gene Ontology annotation, molecular function: metal ion binding. NCBI's taxonomy places the organism in Eukaryota, Metazoa, Arthropoda, Insecta, Diptera, Culicidae. Gene Ontology annotation, biological process: superoxide metabolic process. The record is from RefSeq and is a predicted model, not a curated record.